Symbiodinium pilosum is the source of this 937-nucleotide messenger RNA. The record is from the annotation of a GenBank genome assembly. NCBI's taxonomy places the organism in Eukaryota, Dinophyceae, Suessiales, Symbiodiniaceae.
GUUGGGUGUGAGCUGGAGCGACGCGACCCCGCAGGCGAAGAAGCAGCGCGUCAACCGCGAUGUCGCAGCCGAUGUUGUGGGUGCUCUCCUCAAAGAGACUGCCGAGUUUCGGGUCUUCCAGCUGACCAUCACUCGCGCAGAAGGCUUCCAGACUGUCUUGCGACAGCGUCUCGUGGUCGCAAACGCAGGCGCAGCUGUGCAACCCAGCUACAGAGCGCAGAGCUUGCGGCCCUUGAACGACUCGCUGUUCCCCGGCAGUUGUGAGCAAGGGGACAUGUUGCUGAAGGCGACUAAGCAUCGCCUGACUGUCUGUUUGGCCGAGACUGGCCAUUCCGCAGGCGGGACGUCGCAGGCGCAGGCGGUCUCAACGCAGGCGGUCUCAACAUCGCAGGCGCCUAUGAAAUGGACGUUUUACGUGCCCGUCAGCCAGGGUCUCUACGAUCUUUUGCAGAUCUCAGAGUCGUUCGAGAAGAAGAUGACUGCCUUCUUCGACGUGGGCAACCACGCGUAUAUGAAGACAGUUGCGUCCAAGUUCACCACGUCGAAGUAUGGCAAGGCGGCAGCUGGGUCGCAGAAUGACUCGGCAGGAACGUCCGCAGAGACCGUGUUGUUGUUCUCGGAAGUUCUGCCAGCCGCCCUCAUCGGGUUGGCAGCGCGUGAUCACUUGAGGUCCCAGGCGGGUUCGGUGUCGGAGGCGGGGUCGGACGCGAGCUUUUCGAAGACGACCCUUGUCAGUUUCAAGAUCCCGGUUGCUUUGGGCGCGCAAGUCAUGAACCCAGUGUCUUCCUUGUCCUGGCUUUCGGUGUGGGAGACGGCUUGGUCGCAGGCGCCGUCGAACACAAGCAACGAGUAUGAGGAAACAUUGCGUCAGUGCGAGCUGAAAGUUGUUGAGGCCAAGAUCACAACAACGCCGGGCGCGAACGAGGAUUUGAGUGCG